Messenger RNA from Siniperca chuatsi (mandarin fish), 11406 nucleotides. Its product is annotated as transcription factor 4-like. The record is from RefSeq and is a predicted model, not a curated record. Gene Ontology annotation, molecular function: RNA polymerase II cis-regulatory region sequence-specific DNA binding; DNA-binding transcription factor activity, RNA polymerase II-specific; protein dimerization activity. Bases 774 to 2888 code for a protein of 704 amino acids. Lineage: Eukaryota; Metazoa; Chordata; Actinopteri; Centrarchiformes; Sinipercidae. Gene Ontology annotation, cellular component: transcription regulator complex. Gene Ontology annotation, biological process: regulation of transcription by RNA polymerase II. The transcript has 20 exons.
UCGGCGCGGUGGUGUUAGUCGAGAAUGUAAGCUAGGUGGCCGCACGAACACAUUUAUCACACCGAGGCUGUGUCAGACGCACAUGGGAUCCGUCCGGCGUACCCGGGGAUCUUCAGCACCCGCAGCCGAGCGGACGGGACCCUCAGCCCGGUCAGGAGCAGCGCUCACCCUGCCUGGACUCUUCCUCUGACAUAACACACACACACACACACACACACGCACACACGCGCGAAACAACCGCUGCACAUUUCUAAAGUGAUCUUUUCCUCCCUGAGAGGCUCGCGGAGACACAGCGUGUUAUUUAUUUAUAUCGUGUGUGAGCCUGACAGUCAGCCGCGGCGGACAAACUGCGUCUCGCGCGGAGAGGUCGGACUUCUUUGGCUGGGGAAAACACACCAAAACACACGCGAAAAGACUCCCGUCCUGUCGCCCCAUUUUUAUCUCCUGACUGUUUUUUCUUGCGAUUUUUUAUUUUUAUUUUUUAUUUUUUCCCUGCUGCCAAACCAGGAACCCGGCACCGGGACUGAGUCCCUGCUCUGAGGAUGAAAGAAAACUAGAUUUCUGAUCGAGGCUUUGAGGUUGUACUGGAUUUAUUUCGCUGUGGAGGAAAAGAGAACCGGGAGCGAAGCGGUGCGCGAAAAGCCGAGGUCUUCCUCCUCUUUUCUCUCCUCUCCCCCCUCUGUCUCUCCAUCUAUCAAUCUGUGUACCUAUCCUCUUCUAUCUAUCUAUCUAUCUAUCUAUCUAUCUAUCUAUCUAUCUAUCUAUUUGUUUCCAUGUUUUUAGGUCCGUGCGAUUUUGCUAAAAUGCAUCAACAGCGGAUGGCAGCUUUGGGAACAGACAAGGAACUGAGUGACUUACUGGAUUUCAGCGCGAUGCGAAACAGCGAUUUGAAAAUGUUCCCAACAUCCAUGAUGUUUUCCCCUCCUGUUAGCAGUGGAAAGAACGGGCCGACCUCCCUGGGGAGCGGACAUUUCUCCGGCUCAAAUAUGGAGGAGAGAACAAGUGCAGGGUCAUGGGCGAGUGGUAGUCGUUCUUCCAAGAGUUAUGCAGAUGGGUCGCAGUACAUGGCAUCACAUGACAGCCUCUCACCUCCGUACGCCAACUCCAGGCUAACAGGUAAAACAGAAAGGAGUUCGUACUCAUAUGGCAGAGAGUCCAACCCACACUGCCACCAGUCGAUACUGGGUGGCGAGUUGGGUUUGGGGAGUCCCGGCGCGGCGUCGCCCACCAAGCCAGCCGGUCAGUACUACCAGCACUACAGCUCCAAUCCACGGAGGAGAGCGCUGCCUAUGGACACCAUGGAGGUUCACACAAAAAAAGUGCGGAAGGUCCCUCCCGGCUUGCCGUCCUCAGUGUACGCUCCGUCUGCCAGUACAGCCGACUACAACAGGGACUCACCGGGUUAUCCAUCCUCCAAACCUCCCAGCUCUGGCUUCCCUAGCUCAUUCUUCAUGCCAGACGGUCACCACAGUGGCGAUCCCUGGAGCAGCAGUAGUAGCAGUAUGGGCCAACAGGGUUACCACGGCAGCAUGCUGGGGAGCGGGAACUCGGCCCACGGCCCCGCCCAGAGCUCCUCCUACUGCGGGAUUCACCCUCAUGACAGAUUGCAGAGCUACCCAUCACACUCGUCUGCAGAUAUCAGCUCCAGCCUUCCUCCUAUGUCCAGCUUCCACCGAGGGGGAGGGAGUGGGGGAGGGGGCAAUCACUACAGCACCGCCUCUUGCACUGCCCCCACCAAUGGCACAGACAGCAUCAUGGCUAACCGAGCACAGAGCACAGCAGCCAGCAGUUCUCAAACAGGAGACGCCUUAGGGAAAGCACUCGCAUCCAUCUACUCUCCGGACCACACGAACAACAGCUUCUCGUCCAAUCCCUCCACCCCAGUCGGCUCCCCACCCUCCCUCACAGCUGCCAGUUCAGCUGUCUGGUCGAGGAACGGCGGACAGGGAGCGUCAUCGCCAAACUAUGAGGCUCCACUGCACUCUCUGCAAAGUCGCAUUGAGGACCGUCUUGAGCGUUUGGACGAUGCCAUCCACGUACUGCGGAGCCACGCAGUGGGACCGUCAACGGGUAUGACCAGCGGGCACGGUGACAUGCACAGCCUCAUUGGGGCCUCACAUUCGCACAAUGGCGCUAUGGGUUCUCUGGGCAGUGGUUACGGGACGGGACUGCUGUCGGCCAACAGACACUCCCUCAUGGUGGGCUCUCACAGAGAAGACGGCAGCGGCGUGGGAAGUUUGCGUGGCGGACACUCGAUGGCAGGUCAGGUGCCGGUGCCUCAGCUGCCCGUCCAGUCAGCCACCUCGCCGGACCUCAAUCAGCCCGACCCGUACCGCGCCCUGUCCGGAGGCCUUCAGGGCCAGAGCACCUCCUCCGUCAGCUCGGAGAUCAAGUCUGAGGACGAGGGGGACGAGAACCUCCUGCAAGACACGAAACCCCUGGACACCAAGAAGGAGGACGUCGACAGCAAGGAGCUCAAAGCUAUUGAUAGGUCAAGAUCUAGCAACAACGAUGACGAGGACCUGUCUCCGGAGCAGAAGAUGGAGAGAGAGAGGGAACGGAGGAUGGCCAACAAUGCACGGGAGCGCCUGCGCGUCCGUGACAUCAACGAGGCAUUCAAGGAGCUGGGUAGAAUGGUCCAGCUGCAUCUGAAGAGCGACAAACCUCAGACCAAGUUACUGAUCCUGCACCAGGCCGUUGCUGUCAUCCUCAGUCUGGAGCAACAAGUCCGAGAGCGAAACCUGAACCCCAAGGCGGCCUGUCUGAAGCGUCGCGAGGAGGAGAAGGUGACCGUGACAUCGGACGGGGCUCCCCUCUCAUUGGCCGCCGCACACCACGCCGCCGCCGCCGCCAUGGGCGACGGGUCAAACCCCUUGGGACAAAUGUAAAACGCAGCAACAUCUCCUCCCCCCCUGAAUGGUCCAAGGUGCCAGAGUUCAUCAAGAUGAUGAGUGACCACUUCCUCUGACGACGUUUCCAUGACAACCCGGCAAUCGAUCAAACCUGUUGUUGCUUCAGCCUGACCAAUCAGAUUCUCUGGAACUUCAGCCUAACCAAUCAGAUCAGCCUCUUUCUCACCUCUUGUCUGUCGUCUCUGAUCCUCCUCUUCACCUUCGUCUCCGUUCUGUCGAGAACACGAACUGCAGAGUCACAUUAGUCGCUUUGGUCACUUUGCAUCUCCAGCUGAAGUGAACUGGAAGCUACUUUGUGGAGACGUUAAAACGGCCGAUGUAACAUGGCUGCUACAAAGUGGCAGUUAGUGGGAGCUUUUGACACAAAGUGACAGCAAUGGACAAAAGUCUUUGGAAUCACAUCAUCCAAGAAAUUCUUCUUCUUGUACUACUUGUUUUAUCAGCAUUCCCAGUUUCAAAGAACAAAAGGGUUCUAUAUAUAGUAUAUAUAUAUAUGAGAAAAGGAAAAAAUUACAAAAAAAUGUGUUAAAAAAGUGCAACUGGAUGCAGGCAGUGAGGAGGGUACGGGUUGGUAAGUUGUUCAGAACGCAGCAAAACAUAUCACAAAGUGUUUAAAGAGAUUUUUUUUUUAAAGCAACAUUGCGCAGCUGUUGUUGAAUGCAGCUUCAGCGCGUCUCUGACUGAAUGGCAAUCUAACGCCACACUGUGGAUGAAGCUGUGCCUGAUCUCCUCUUGGAUGCAAACCAGUCAGAUAGAUACACAUGGAGAAGCAAAGCAAACAAAACAAAAAAAGAACAGGAAAAUUCCAGGACGUAACAUGGAAGCAAGCUUCCCACUCAUAUAUCCCCUUACAAACCACACAUUUUCACAGAUUAAAGAAUAAAUUCACAUGCUAUUAGGAAUCUGUUGAGACCCUACUGCUUUUCUGAGGUGCUUGAUAUGCCGAGUGAUCUGAACAAAAAUUGCUUUUUGACUAUCAUAGAUGCCUAGAAAGGAGCGGGGCUAAACAAGAAAAACAGUGGCAACUCGUUCUUCCCCUUCUAAUACAUUCCUUCGUAAAAUGCAAACAUAAAACAAUAGAUUGUCAGUGUAAAAAAAGUCUGAACAUGUUUAUGUAUUUUCAUUAGUGUUUCAUGCUAAUAGGUUAAAUUGUACGAACUGCUAACUUUUUAGUGUGAACACGAAUAUAAGAGCCUGGACAGUUGUACCCAAAUGGCCCGUGUGUAUCUACUGAGAGGAAGAGAAUACCUAGAGAAUCAAUCAUUGAAUCAGUUAAUCAAUCAAUCAAUCAGCGAGUGACUCCAGAGGGACUGAGGUGUUUAAAUUAUUGAAGGUAGAAGAAUUACAGAAGAAAGACAGGGAGGAAGAAUCAUGCUGUAAUGAAAAAGUGUACUUCUAAAUGCGGCAGGAAGGAAAGACUUUUCUUGACAUCUUCAUUAGAGAUUGUUGUGUUUGUAGUGCAGAUGCGAAAAUGACGACAGAAAGGAAGAGCUCUAGCAUACUUCCCGAAUCAGAGUCCUUUCAUAUAUUCGUGAGCAUGGGCAGAGUAGUCAUUUUUUUAAAUGGUGUCCAGGCCUUUGCUGAAAUUGAAGGGUACUGGGCAGAUGGUUGAGAAGACAGAUGAUAGAAAAUUAUGGAUGGGUGGAUGAGAGGGAAGAGGGCUGGACUGAUCACUGAAGUAAAUUCUAUUCUGUGUUCAGCACAUUCCCUGAAUCCUGAUCACUCUACUUGAAUUAAGUGCUCCCGAUUUCCUGAAGACCUGAACUAUAAGAGUUUUGGGAGUCAUGGAAGGGUAAGGGGAAAAGCAGGAUUGAAGUGGUCCAACAUUCUGAGGAGCUAGAGAUAGAGGGAGAUAAGGAAAAACUGAGAAUCCAGAGAUCUAAAUGAUGAUGACUCUGCAAGGGAAGCAAGGGAAUAAUCAUCAGGGUGAGGGGUGUAUAAUUUUCUUCUGGGGCCCAAGCAGCAGUAGUCAAAGCAUUCCUGUGUUGGAUUCAUUAGAUACCCUAAUUUCCUGGUUUAGUAUCUGGCCGAUUAUAUCCCUAAACCUCUAACCCCAACAUCAGACAUCUUUCCAGUCCUGAGUACCAACCUUGGGGGACUUUCUGAUUGACAUUUGCUAUCUAAGUUUAUUGUAGUUGAUGUGUCUGUUGCUGGGACCAUUAGUUGCUUCAAAUAUCAUAGUCCUUGCAAUGCUUUGCUUGAUGGUGUUUUUGCGUGAUGCCUGGCAAAAUUUCAAACACUCUACUUUUCUGGUGCAAUGCAUUGCAUUGUAGAGAGUAGAGACUCAAAUUUAAUCAGGAAUCCUGCAGUCCCAAUGGGAUUCCUGUUUGGAAUUAGGCUAGGUUUUAGGAUUUCAGAUUUUGGCUGAUUUGGCCUUAGCAUCAGCUACAGUUAGCAGCACUCAGAUGCUUUGGGCCAGUGACUCCCAAACCAGAAAAAAACCUGUGUAUUCUUGUGUGUCAUUCAUCAUGAGUCUGGUAUGAGUCCAGUACGUAGGGCCCAGACAUUUUGAUUACCUUGGUUUGCUCAAAAUACAUGUACAUUUUAAAAAAAUUGUUCAAAAUAGGCAUAUUUGAAUCAACUGAAGCUAUAUCAGUAGUCUACAUCUGAGGAAGGUCUAAUCCAGAAGCCUAACCACUAAUACAGUAUAUUACUUCUGAGUUUCAAAGUUUCAGACCAGAUAGGUCAGGCAGAAAACUUUAAUGUUUAUUGCGUUGCUAUGCAUCAAGGUCUACUCUUUCGCAACAGAUGAAGGUAUUUGGAAUAUCUGCAAGAACAUCCAUUGUUUUCUGGUUUCAAUCUGAAAGUUCCCUUUUGCCUGUGCCCCAGUUUGAACCCUCCUCAAUCCAGGCCUAUGUUUAAUCCCCAGUCCCAGUGCUGUCUUCUCUGCUGACCCUAGCCUUAUGAGCCCUAAACCAGAGCCCUAGCCCCUCUACCCAGCCUCUUGCCCCACCUAAGCGGUCCCACAGAUGCAAUUUGAACAUUCACAUUCUACCAAUGUGCCUUUUUAGAGUUCAUAUCAUUCGAGUUGCCAGAGGAGGUCAUUUACCUGGUCUUUUAAUAGGAUGCAAGCUUAGGGAAACCUGUUCUUAGUCGUUAGGUUCUAUGCAGUCAGGUUUUUUACCAGACCUGGGAAUUUAAAAAAAGCUAAAAAGGAAAAAAAAGUAUUUUUUGGAUAAAAAAACUAAACUGUAUUUAAUGUACUGUACGCUUAUAUGUAAUUAGACAGCGUGUUCUGGCUUCGAGCCAGUGAGACAGACGCUUGAUUUAGCAAGACAAACACCCGUCCCAGUCCUUUUUGUCCCCCAAAGUCCUCCAUAACCCCCAACCUUUCCUGUUCCAAGCCCCAGCCCUGUUUCCAUGGUGAACAACGCGUCUUUUCUUGUAUUAUAGCUUAUCAGCUUUUUAUCAAUAUUUGAUCGGCUUGUCCGUAAGCCAAUGUAGUCUUCAGUACAAAGUGUGUGGUCGUAUGUUGUAAAACAGAUUUUCUUUAUUUCUCUUUUUUAAGAAUAAUCUUUUCUCUUAUUACUUUUUCUUUGUCUGUUCUGGUUUACAUGUCUAUUAUAGAAAAUGUAAAAAACAAAAAACAAAAAAACAAAAAAAACAACACAAUUCACUAUCCGACAGCAUUGUUCUCUGUCGGUAGUCAUUUUGACGCGGUUAAAAUCCUACCCAAUCAACAGGAAAGCACGGAAACUGGAAAAGAAUCUAUUUGAAUAAAUCAAUCUAUAUAUAAAUGUACAAAAAAAAUAUAUACAAUAUAUAAGGAGGGUGCCAUUUUCUGUUAUUUUUUUAUUUUCUGUUGCAAAGGAGUGUUUGCUUGGGGAGGAAUUAUUUUCUCAAAGACUGAACUGGCAGAAGUUGGCGAGGCCCCUCAGUGUUAUAAAAUUUCAACUGACUUUGUUGUGUUCUCUGUUGUUGCCAUGACAACACCCUCUGACUAGUACAGCAUCCUGCGCAAGACAAAAUGGGACCGGAGUUCCAUCAGCUCCAUUCACUGCUAUCUAUCCAAGGCAACAACACACAGACGUUUGUAAAUUGUAUGCAACAAAAUGGCAAACUUUACCAUUAUUUUGAAAUUGUGUAUGUAAAAGUUAUAUUUUUACAUGUAGACUGUUGUUAUUUUGUGUUUUAGAAAUAUGUUGUAUCGGUUUUUUUGUUAAAAGAUGAAAAAGUAAAAUUCAGUGUGUUGAAAAAAUGUGUCACAUUGAAAAUGUAGUGAGGUCAAAAGUUCUAAAUCAUUUUUUUUUUCAACAUUAUGUUUAUAUCUGUGGGGAACAUUUUGAGGGUUUGUGGGAGGAAAUCAUCAGAAAUCAUAAAAGAUAUGAUAUUUGUUUAAUUCUCCACGCCUCAUGACAUUACCAUUUUUAAUUGUAUUUUUUGUAAAUAAUCAUCAAACAUUUUCUGUGGGGUUUCUGUAGGGUGAGGACUUGCCAGUGAGAGGUGAUGAUGAUGAACUUGUUUUUAUUUUUAGUGAGGUUGUAUUCGUCCGAUUACAGUAGCCAGGUGCCAACUUUUAGUUUUGGUCAGUGGUGCUCAGUACUGUUUGUGGUUUUGGUCCCGACCAUCUGAAGUGUAAGUCAAAUUAUUAUCUUUGCUUGAACCAAGAAUCACUCGUGUCAGAGCCAGCGAGAGCCAUGUGAAGAAUUCAUUUUGACUUUGAUUGUCAAAGAAAAAAAUAACCUGAUGAAACUGGUAAAAAAAAAAAAAACAACAAUACAAAUACCUUUUCUGUAAAAUGCUAUUCGUAGGGAAAGUGCAAAUGAAAAAAUUAAUAAAAACACAGGAUAUCAUAACUGAGAAAUACACUACCUGAUUUUGAUAUGUACCCGCAAAAUUUAUUUUGAUAAUCCAAAACUUUUGUUAUUAUAAAAACGUGUUAUAACAUAAUAUUGUUUUUUUUGUCAUAACACCUUUUUAGAAAUUAUUCAAAUAUUUUAUACUUAAUUACAUAAAUUAUUACAAAAACCUAACUGAGGUACCCAAAUUCAAUUCACUUUGGUUCCCCCUGGUGUCUUUGGGCCGGCUCUGACUCCUGUGCAUUUAUUUUCUUCAAGAUGGGUUGUAAAUGUUGAUUAAAUGAAAGACCCUCAGCACCUGAUUCAAGAUUAAUAUAUGAACAGUAUGUAAAAGAUUGGAGUGUUGCUAAUAUAUAAAAGCAGGUCGUCAGCUAACAAUCUUAUCAGCUAUUUCCCCAAAAAGAUAUUAGAUCACAUGCAAGGCAGUUUCAGUCAUUUGUUUUUAGCGUUUGCCAUUAAAAUUGAGCUUUUUAUCAAAAGAAGAAGCUGCUUUGAAUCGGACCUAGGAUUGAAUCUGUCAGUGUAAGUGCUAAAUGUAUUUUUUAAGUAAUGUUAUUUUUGCAAUGCUUCAAUUAAUAUUUUCUCUUUGUUGUAUAAUCAAGUCAUCUCCCGAAUUACAGUAUCCUCAUUUUUAUGUUACCCCUGAUGUUUCUAUUAGCCAAGAUGUUAACUUUUUUCUUUUCCCUCCUUGUUGUACAUACACACCUCAUUUCUCUUUUUCAGUGACUGUGCCAUGAGCUUUGUAAUCUGUUACUCUGUACCAGUUUUACUGCAAUAAUGAGUUGAAUUCAAAAUGGCCACUCCUGUCCUUUCUUUUCCCAGCAAUGUUAGAAACAGUAAGCAUUUCUCUCUUUUCUCAUGAUAACCCCAUUUAAUGAACAAAUACACUCGGUAUACUCCAGACAUGAGCACUAACCAACAUCAGUAGCACAACAAAUCUGACAUUUGGUACAUUUAUAUAAUACUGAAUUUAAUUUGUAUUUUUUCCACACAAAAGAAUUAAAGAAACAUUUUAAACAUUUUAUACAAAUGACUGUAUGGAUGUUAACAUGGCACUUCUUUUGCAAAAAAGUAUACUAUAAUUCCUGUGAAAGACAAUGACAAAAUGAACAAUCAAAGGAGCCUGUUUUCAUGUGUUGAACCUCUAUAUAACACUAAGUUUAAAUCGUACAAAUGUACACUGCCAGAACAAAAAAGAUUUAAAACUCCUGCCAGUAUUUUCAAUUUAUUCUUGCUGAGGAUUUCUCUUAAGGCAUUGAAUAUUUUACGAGUUUCAUAUUCAUAAAUCAGUAGAACUUAUUUAUACUGAAGCAUAUGUCUUACUUUUUGAAAACUGAGAUUAAAUUAAUUUGUUCUUGUGAUCGAAGCUUAUUAAACCAUACCAGUAUUUUAGUUUUUAUUAAGUUGCUGACAAAGGCGAAAUUGAGUUCACAUAAUUUUUGAGACAUUUGUUCUUUUAGGGUCCUAAUUAACUCUGUUUUACGAAGUUCAAAUUUCACAAAUCAUGUGCUAUUACUGUUCAGUAAAGCCACAGUAAAUCAAUCACUUUUUGACAUUUUACAUUUCAGUAAAUUCUGGAUUAUGUUUAUUGGUGAAAUGUUUGAUGUUAAGUGCCAUGGUUUUUCAGUUGGUUAAUCCUACCAUACAUUUUCACCCAGAGUCGGUUUACAAGAUGGAUAUCAUUUUCAUCUCUGUGCGUCCAUUGGAGAGAUAGUUCCAGGAUAUGUUUAGCCUAUCUUAGCACAAAGACUGCAGGCAGGGGGAAACUGCUAGCUUAACUCCAACAAAAGAGAAAAAAUACUUCAACAACUCCAAAGCUGUCUGAUUUACAUGUUGUAUCUUUUAGCCAACUAGCUAGCCACAGAUCCAUCCAAGAGUCAGCUGUGUUUUGUGGACAGUAGAGUUAGGACAGAGCUCAAACCUGGCAACUCCACUCUGGGGACUUGACUUUUGAAAUGCUAUCCGCUGUCACUGCAUCCAUUGGUUGUUGGUCAACAAAUAACUCCAACACUAACUGAUGCUAAAACCACAAUGUCUUUAUAAUUACUAUAUCUACAGCUAUUCAAUAUUUGUAACAUGCAAACCAGAUAGACUUGGAGUUGAUACUGAUUUUCAGUUUUCAACACAAACAAACCACUCGGAAUAAAUAGGAAAGUGUUUAUUUGUGAUUUUGGUGAACUGAUCAUAUAAGAUGAGCUGAGGAUGAGAAAAGUUUUGAAUUUUAUUCCAGCUAACUUGGUGAAAUAUGUGGAUUUAAGAAUCGUAGUUUCUGUAAAUCAAUUAACAACAACCUGCACCGCUGCAUCCAUCUCAUCCAUGCUUGUCGCCAAGAAGAUAACAUCUGCAUUGUUAAUCCCGCCUACAAAGUUCUGAUUGGUCGAUUGUUUCUCCAACCAACUAAAAUAGCUAUCAAUGAGAACAACAGCAGACCUGUUUGAAUCUAUGAACAAAUCAGAUGUGGGCAGCAAAUCAGAGGUCAGGAACCAGGAUACGAUUAAGUAAUUGGAGGGCCCAAAAUUCAAAUUUAAACACAAAUUAGUAAUAACAGGGAACAAUUCAUUGAAACAUUUGCAAAUAAACAUUUUUUUUAAAUCCCCAUGGAAAACAGUACACUGGACUCUGUAGUUUCCAACAACAGUAUAAACAACAAGCACAAAUAAACAAUUGACUGAUGAUGUUAACUCAUCUGCUUAUUCAGUUCAUCAUGUUCUCCCUGUAAGCAUUGUUUAUAAUUUUGAAAGCCAUGCUACAUUUUUCAGUAUUAUAAUCAUGUGCAGGUGAAAAUAUAUAACGUGUGGCCUUUUUUCUUUGUUUCUUUUGAUGCAAUUCAGUAAAGAAAUGGAAAAGAAAAAAAUACACAAACCAGAAUUACCCUGUUGUCAGUGCCUGGGCUUUUUGUUAAAGCUUCCUUUGUGUAGUGCUCUUUUGCUAUGAGUAGACUUAGCGCACACUAUUAGAUGCAACAUUUUAACUAAAUCAAUCAUAAAUUUAAACAUAUUUGGCUUAAUUUUUGCAGGGGCAAUCGUUUUAUACCAUGAAUACUGAAAAUAAUAAGUAAAGAAAAAAUAAGUCAGAUUACUGUAUAAGAACAGAAUAACUACAAUAAAAUAUUCCACUUUAUAAUUUUUACAUUUUUUGUAAUCUUUUAUCUGACCCAUGUGUUACUGAAGACGACCCUGUGAGGUUUCCUGUCUGGUCAAGGUUAGAGGCCACAGUUGGGGAUGACCCAUCUCAACUGACAACAAAUGAUAAUACAAAAUAUCCCAAAAAAAUGUAAUAAAAUAACAUACAGAAACACAGCAGUUACAUUUUUUUCUCAGUGUUUGGCUGAGUGCCUCAAAUCUUUAUUUCAUUGUAUUUUUUGGUGCAUAUGUUCUUUUCUACCCUUCCAUUUUCUUAAUUAUUUCUGGUUAAUGUUGUAUUAUUUGUCUUUGUUUUUUACGUUAUAUAAUUAUUAUUGUCCUUAUGGUUGCUGUUAUUGUUGCUGUUGUUAUUAUUACACUUUGUUUUUAUUCCAGAUCAGUGGAGAUGUUGGGGAACAGGUUCUUUCUAAUUUCUGUGCUGAGGGUUUUAUUCUUCCUCGUAAGCCCAACAGUUGGCUGUUCGUUGCCUGUUGGUUCUCAUCUUGUAGUGAUUCAAUGAGGUUCAUGUUCAUGACCGUUCUGUAGCAAUAAAUGUGCCAUUUUUAUAAUGCA